GGCGUAGUAGUAUUCUGCGAUGGGCAGAGGGUGGGUACGCUACGUCUUCAUCAGUCUUGCCGUGUGCACUGCAGAGGGUGAGGCAUGUGGCUAUUUGGUGGGUCUGCUUACUGCAUGUCUGUGGUCGUCAUCAAGUCUAGUACGGACGCCGUGAUCAACCUGGUGACUGCGCGUAUGGGGGACCAGGGGCGUGCGAGGGAGCAGAGGCGUACAAGGAACCGGGGGCGCGCGAGGGAUCAGGCGCGUGCGAGAUUGGUGUACAUGGCCAAGACUCACGAUCAGUUCGAUCAGAGCAUCUUCAGCGGCUUUGGCGCGGCCCCACGCCUCUCUGCUUUCCGCCUCAUGGCUCAGGGAGUCUUUCAUACGAGCGAUGUCGCGCCAUUUCUGUCGGAGAUCUGCGCACACUGCACAGAGGCAGGCUGCGGGUGCAGACAUGACGGCUAAGCUGUUGUGUGCCGAUGCUGCACAGAAAGCUUUGGUUGGACAGCGUGUCACUUGUUCGACGGCGCCGAUGACCGUGCGAGGAAGGCACGCUAAGUAGCGGCAAAAGCCUUCCAAUUCCACCCUCACUUCACCACCACCUCCUACCUUCACAUCACUACCACCGCCAACUUACUUCCCCC
Molecule: messenger RNA, 623 nt
Organism: Baudoinia panamericana UAMH 10762
Lineage: Eukaryota; Fungi; Ascomycota; Dothideomycetes; Mycosphaerellales; Teratosphaeriaceae
Exons: 2
Coding region: 115-444 (109 amino acids)
Source: RefSeq, a predicted model, not a curated record